AUGGCAGACUCUCCCAAGCAUAGCAUCGCCUACACGGCACCAGUCAAUCCACCCGGGGUCGAACCCAAACUCACCUACGCCUUGAUCUGGGAAGGACUCAAAAUCAAGGUCGGGGCCGGUCAGGUAUUCGUGGGGGGAGCCAUCACCGACACGGUCGUGGUGUCCCAGGAAAAGGACCAACUAGGACAGGAUGUCACGGAACGAGUGGCCACUUUUGCGGACGGAAACGUCAAGACUCGAGAGAGAUGUACUCACUACCCACCUAUCAAGGUCGAGUUCUUGAGAUACGACGGGACCAAAGUGCAGAACAUCAUCAGUGAAGGUGCCCAAGGGGAACUGUACAUGACUUAUGUUUUUGACCUGAUCCACUUUGGGAAAAAUCCCGAAGAGUCCGAGGCCCAAAAGCCCAAGGAUCUGAACAUGGCGAGAGUGGCCGUCGAGACGACUCUCGAGGUCAUGAGGGAGAUGGUCAGGGAUGGGAAGAUCAAGUGA
This is a messenger RNA of Exophiala oligosperma, 492 nucleotides long. RefSeq lists its product as uncharacterized. The transcript has a single exon. The record is from RefSeq and is a predicted model, not a curated record. Lineage: Eukaryota; Fungi; Ascomycota; Eurotiomycetes; Chaetothyriales; Herpotrichiellaceae. The coding region runs from base 1 to 492 and encodes 163 amino acids.